Messenger RNA from Caenorhabditis angaria, 1279 nucleotides. NCBI's taxonomy places the organism in Eukaryota, Metazoa, Nematoda, Chromadorea, Rhabditida, Rhabditidae. The record is from the annotation of a GenBank genome assembly.
AUGGAUUAUUGUGUUUCAGAUGUAAAUGUGCUUUGUCGAGCUGUCUGCCUGUUCACUAUCGUGAGUUUGUCAUGUUAAAAAUCUAAUUCAGCAAAAAUUUCAGAACUCCAAAUCCAAAUUAUACGACAUAAAUCCAAUGGAUGUCGGCAUCACAACUGCUUCAUAUGUCAAAUUCUUGUUGAUGCAAAAAUGCAUCAAGAAUGGUGAUAUUGGAAUCAUAAGCGAGCUAGGAUUUGCCGGAGUUAACCAGUCUGAACUGGCUAUGAAGUUUAUACUUUGGUUAGAAAAAGAAUCCGGGAAAAAGUUCCAACACAAGCUACGAGGAGGUGAAAAGAAAAUAUUGUCGUACAGUGUAGAUUUGUAUGAUGACGAAGAUAAGAAGGUUGUGGAAAUCUGAGGAUGUUUAUGGCAUGGUUGUGAUGUUUGUAACAAGGAUCGAAUGGAUGAACGAAACCUUUUUCAAGAAUUGUCGUUUGUGUCGAAGUUGCACUGAAUCCGGAAGUAUGCGCGAACGAUAUGAUCACAGUCUUGUAUCCGAACGAGUCACUGGCGAAUAUACAUCUAUGGUACUAAACAAAGCUCUUUCUCUUGGUAAGAUUUUUUUGUGGAUCAACCAUUAAUAAUCUGGAUUUUUAUUUCAGGUUAUAAAAUUCUGAGGUUUCACGAGAUUUGGCAUUGGGAUGACUGGUGGAUUUUUUGCACCGCUCAUCAAACCACUCUUGAAAAUGAAACAUGAGGCUUCAGGAUAUCCAGAUUAUGUGAAAACAGCAGUAGAUGAAGAUGCAUACAUUGAAGCUAUCAAGGAACACGAUGGAGUUGUGUUGGAUAAAGAUUCGAUCAAGAAGAAUCCGCCAAUUCGUUUGAUGGCAAAAACGACAAUGAACAGUACUUGGGGUAAAUUCCCCGAAGAUCCACAAAAGAGCGAACUCAAACUGUUCUACACCUUGGAUUGGGAAUCGCAAAAAAAGUUCCGAAAAGAAGCUGGUUGUGUUUCGAGAAUUUUCGAUCUUCCUAAUCAAGUCACCAUGAUUAUCCGGCGUCCCGAAUCCGAAUAUGUUACAACCAAAAGAUUCGCGAAUAUUGUGAUCGGGAUUGUUACAACAUCAAUGGCCAGACUAAGAUUAUAUGAAGCUCUAGAAAAAUUGGAAUUGAAGCGUUUACUUUACUGCAGUAAGUGUCUAAGAUUUUCUGAAUAUUUCUAAAUAAUAUUUUUCCAGACACCGAUUCGGUGGUCGACCAAAUGUUUGACGUCGACGAUGAAAGAAUCAACCAUCAAUGA